AUGCCGGGCGCAGAGCUGAAGAAGCCGUCAAAAUGUCUCGCCGUCUUUUGCGAUGGCACCUGGGUGGGCCGCGAAACGAAAGUUGCUGGUGCACCUCUAAGCAACAUUCGAAUGCUAGCAGACAUGGUCGGAGAAGUUGACUUCGGCAACUCGGACCCUCGCAAGAAGCCUGCCACAGUGCAUUCGAUUCGAACUCACUCUACUGACGUCGUUGCCGGCUACCAAGAAGGUACUGGUCUUGGGGCGACCUUCCUUGAGUACAUCUGGAAUGGCGCAACUGCCUCUGACAUUGGCGACGAAUGCGUCGCUGUCUACCGCUUUAUUGUCGAGCACUACACUGACGACCACGAGAUAUGGCUAUUCGGAUUCAGCCGCGGCGCGUUCACCGUACGCUGCGUAGCAGGCAUGAUCAACAACUGCGGCAUUAUUCGCCGUCAAAACAACAAACUCAACUCAGAGCAGGUCGAUCAACUGUGCUAUGAAGUCUUCCGCACAUAUCGCUCUAACCUACCCAUCGACGCCCCUCAAAGCGAACAGAGUAGUAGGCGGCGUCACAAUGCGGAGAAAGUCUGGCAAGUCAAGCAACCCAUCCGCUGCAUGAGUGUCAUCGAUACAGUUGGCUCUCUUGGCAUUCCUCGACUCAAUGCCGGCGUUGGCAUCGACUGGGCAUCCUUCGAGUUCUUCGACAAGUACAUUUCAACCGUCGUACAGCAUGUUCGGCACGCUCCUGCUCUCCACGACCGACUAUGGGCCUUCCAGCCCUGCCUUGCCUUCCCGAGCAGAAAUGCCUCUGAUACAACGGUCGAGCAAGUGUGGUUCCCUGGCGUGCAUUACGAUCUUGGACGCCAGGCGUUCCGCUUUGUUAGACAGCAUCCGUCAAACUACAUCGAAGAAGCUCUGGGUUGGCUGCCAAAUCUGCUCAGUCGGACAAUUUGGCCGAACGAAGUGCUUGCGGAUAACGUGCUGAGGUGGAUCUUGGAGGGUGUUCAGAAGUUCAACGAUCUAGAGACUCCGAUCAUUCCAAAAGUGGACAACGAGAUCGCGAAAAUCAGCGAACGAAUAGUGAAUCCCAACCCAAACAGCACAGGAAGUGGCGACGUGUACGGCAAUCUCUUGGAGUAUGCGCCUGCUGGCAAAUUUCUGGGCAUUGUGCAGAAGAUCUCUGGCGCCUUCAGGUGGCUGCUGAACAAAUCCUUUCCGAAACUAGGUGAUAACAUCCAAGAUCUACUGGGUAUCCGCACGAUCAUUGGUAUCCUUACAGCGACCGCGGAUCGUAGAAUCCCUGGUGUGGCAGUGGCAGCAGACGUGAAUGACUACAAGGACAAUAUUACUACCAUGACGGGCGUCGUGUACAGUGUCGAGGAUAACGCGCGUAUGCGAGAUUUGAAUGAGUUGGAUAAGGUCAGAUAUCCGAGUGAGACGUUCGAGACACAUGAGCUGUGGAAAAGUGUGUUUGGUGAUGAGCGAGGAACACACCUACCUGACGUUUUCGCCGAUGCACAGAGAGCGACGAACAUGUAA
Messenger RNA from Macroventuria anomochaeta, 1521 nucleotides. RefSeq lists its product as uncharacterized. The transcript has 2 exons. The coding region runs from base 1 to 1521 and encodes 506 amino acids. The record is from RefSeq and is a predicted model, not a curated record. Lineage: Eukaryota; Fungi; Ascomycota; Dothideomycetes; Pleosporales; Didymellaceae.